This is a messenger RNA of Doryrhamphus excisus (bluestripe pipefish), 787 nucleotides long. The record is from RefSeq and is a predicted model, not a curated record. NCBI's taxonomy places the organism in Eukaryota, Metazoa, Chordata, Actinopteri, Syngnathiformes, Syngnathidae.
AGUCUUAUGAUAUGCCAGGCAUGAAUAAACAAAGGGCAGCUGAUGAAGGUGAAGUGACAGUAUAUAAGAGCAGCUCAGGUUGACAAGCGCCACCCACCAUCAAGGAGCUCUUACCCGCCAGGUUCCUCAGUCCUCAUCGUCUUCAACGUCUUCACCGAGAUGCUGACUGUGUCUUUAGUUGUUUGUGCCAUGGUGGCACUGGCUACAGCUGAUGAUCCAGCUGGAGACCAUCCUCAUACAAACGUGGCAACUUGUCCAGCCAACUGGAAACAACACAACAAUCGCUGUUACUACUUUGAGUCCUCCACCAAGAACUGGGCUGAUGCUGAGGUACAAUGCCAGACCAUGGGUGGGAACCUGGUAUCAAUCCAUAAUGAUGACGAGCAUAAAUUCCUCCAGACUUUGACUCAGUCCGAAACAUGGAUCGGAGGCUCAGGUUGCCAAACGCCUGGAUCCUUUUUCUGGAUCGAUGGUACGGCCAUGACUAACACCGUCUGGUGUCCAGAAAAACCAGACAACACACUGCCAGAGUGCUGCAUCCAGACAAACAGUCAAGUUGGUAAAUGCUGGGAUGACGUCGCCUGUGAUACUUUACUACCAUAUGUAUGUGCAAGGCAUCUUUAGACUCUUUAUACUCCAGGAGGACCAAAGACUGACCUGGACCCAUACGAGUACAAGACUAUGGAAGUAUGCAUGGAGGAUUAUACCAACUGUUUUGUUUAGUUUUUUUGUUUUUUUUUGCUGUGACUGACAUGUAACCGAGGCAUCAUUUGUAAAAAUAAACACA